UCACCUUUUCUUUCUGAACAUUUCUUGUUACUAAAAGUGAAUUUUGUUUACUCAGUGUGUGGCGAGGUUGAAGCACUGCUGGAGAUGAUCCUAGGAGCGGAGGCGAACCCAUCGAUGUCGGACAUUCAUGAACUUUAUUCAUUGAACUUCUGGUACUGAAGGCACUUUUAGCAGGGAGAUAAAUCAUGCAUGUUUUGGUUUCAAGACGGAUCUCACAUUUUUACUUUUUAUAAUGGUGUUUCAGAGAGGCAAAUUUUCGGUUGAGAAUAUCAUUUCAACAUUAAAAUCGAAUAAUGUUUCAUCUUUGCCACCUGAAGGGCCAAAGUUGACAAGCUUGAUUCAAGUUGUGGGUGCUAAUCGGCCAGGCUCAUAUAAGAAACGGCUGUACCUGUUCAUUAAGAGGCAUCGAGAACAGAUUGUAAGUAAUUUAGUUAGUAAUGGUAGUGAUGAAUCACAAUUUAGUGUAAAUCCUCUAUGUCCCAAUAAGGUUGGUGUUGAAAAUAAGGAGUCUGUUAGUCAGUCAGAAGAAAGUGACAAAUUACAUUUCCAUGUUCCACCUCCUCAUGGCGUAUCUGACAAAAGUGAGGAGUUGGAAGAGUAUGAAAUAGUGAAUUUAGGUAUAGAUCAUGUUAAUUUUGAAGAGGUUGCAGAAAGUCAAAUUCCACCAAGAAAAGUAAAGUGGAGUGGUGAAUUUCAAGAAAUCGGAGAUUUUUCGUUACCUGAGGAGCGAUGGGAAAAAAUUUGGAAUUCUCAAGCAAGGUCAUUGAUACCACAUAAGUACUCGUCCGUUUUACUCGAUGCACUGGGUCGAGCAAACUUAUGUAACUGCGUUUUUUUGGUAAAAUCAACCAGUAAAAAUCAAAAUGGUCUAAGAAUACUUUGUUACUGUGCAUAUCCUAGUUGCAGUAAAGCUUUUAAAAUUUUGAGUAGAGGAUUCCCUGAACCUGGCUUCUCAUUGAAAUUUUCUCUUUUAUGCAAAGGGCAUGAGUGUCAUGUAAGUGAUAAAAAAAUUUUCAGGCAUGUUAGUGGUUUCAUUCGAGAUGAGGUAAAAAAAUCUCUUUCCUCUCAAAGACCUUUCAAUUAUCGCCGGGAACAAAUUAGGAACAACAGUGAGGCAGUCAUUAAAAAUGGAAAUGUUUGUGCUGUCAGACCCUCAGAAACCAUCAGAAAAAUUUCUUCAGAAUACCUUGCCAGGCAUGACACUGACAAGGAUGUCCUUGUCAAUGCAUUGAAUGAUUGGAAGGACGGUAUAAUCAAUCACAUUCCAGAUGAUGAUUCUUCUGAUCCUCAGAAACAUAUUUUCUUACGAGAAGUUGCUGCUCCGAUGCGUGCAUAUAUGGGUAGUAUAGAGGAGCUGCAAUUAUUUGAGACGUCCAUAACAUUGAAUUCCCUCGAGUCUAAAGGUCCAGUGUUAUAUUUAGAUGCCACUUCCUCUGUGGUCCAACCAUAUUUUAUUCGUAAUGUAACAAAUUUGAAGAGUUUCUAUUAUGUCCUGUGCUUUAAAAUAGGAAAUAGAAUAAUCACUCUGGCCAGCUCUGUGCUCUCUCAGCAUGAUAGUUGUCGUAUC
Bemisia tabaci is the source of this 1567-nucleotide messenger RNA. The record is from RefSeq and is a predicted model, not a curated record. Lineage: Eukaryota; Metazoa; Arthropoda; Insecta; Hemiptera; Aleyrodidae.